CCUAAACCAGCAAAAAUGAAAUUGAUCGUCGCUGUCGCUUUCUUGGCUGUGGCCCUCGCCGCACCUCAAGGAGAUAAGAAGCCAAUCGAAAUUGUGUCAUCCAACAGCGAAAUGAACGCCGAUGGCAGCUACUCCUUCGAUUUCGAGUCUGCCGAUGGGACCAAAGUGUCUGAAAGUGGCAGCCAGAAACAAGUUGGACCCAAACCGGAGGAUAUCGGGACCGUGUCCAAGGGCUCCUACUCGUUCACGACUCCCGACGGCGUCGUCCUCACCGUCAAUUGGGUGGCCGAUGAAAACGGAUUCCAGGCCACCGGCGACCACCUCCCCACUCCUCCACCCAUGCCCGAACACGUCGUCAAGAUGCUCGCAGACCUCAAAGUCGCCGGAGUCCUGUAAAUCAUUAAAAAAAAAUUGCCUUUCAACCGGAAUCAAAUUUGAACAAAAUCUACCAGAUGUACAUAACGCUCAGAUUCCCCGCCCACAAUCAGUUGUACUAGAGUCAGUCAGACGGGGAAUAAAAAGUUGUGUUUCUUUUCA
Messenger RNA from Daphnia pulicaria, 537 nucleotides. Its product is annotated as endocuticle structural glycoprotein SgAbd-3-like. Gene Ontology annotation, molecular function: structural constituent of chitin-based larval cuticle. Gene Ontology annotation, cellular component: chitin-based extracellular matrix. The coding region runs from base 16 to 396 and encodes 126 amino acids. The transcript has 3 exons. Lineage: Eukaryota; Metazoa; Arthropoda; Branchiopoda; Diplostraca; Daphniidae. The record is from RefSeq and is a predicted model, not a curated record.